Messenger RNA from Xenia sp. Carnegie-2017, 1047 nucleotides. RefSeq names its product protein ALP1-like. NCBI's taxonomy places the organism in Eukaryota, Metazoa, Cnidaria, Anthozoa, Malacalcyonacea, Xeniidae. The transcript has a single exon. Bases 1 to 1047 code for a protein of 348 amino acids. The record is from RefSeq and is a predicted model, not a curated record.
AUGCUUUAUCCAUUUCAUGGAAAAAAUUUGAGAAUGAGCAAAGAAAACUUUUACCGUUUGGUUGCUGAACUAGAUCCUGUAAUUGGUCCUAAACCAAAUUCACCCAACUACAGGCUGCUUAGCUCAAGCAAGAAGGUGGCUGUAACGUUAUACUACCUUAAGGACACUGGCUCUUUGUGGAUGACUGCUAAUACUUUUGGCAUUCAUCAGUGUACAGCCUCUAAAGUCAUUAAGGAAGUGUGUUCUGCUAUCAACAAAUUAUUAGGGCCCAAAUACAUUUUCUUGCCAAAGAAUGAGAAAGAAAUGAGGAAAAAAGCUUCUGAAUUUGAAUUAAAAUUUGGUAUGGUGCAAGCCUUUGGACUGAUUGAUGGUACUCACAUUCCAAUCAAAUGCCCACCAGAAAAUUCUCAAGAUUUUUUUAAUUACAAACAGUAUUUUUCUCUCAAUGUCCAAGCUGUUUGUGACAGUAAGGGUUACUUUAUGGAUGUAGAGUGUAGGUGGCCUGGAUCAGUGCAUGAUGCAAAAGUGUUUGCAAAUUCAUCUGUUUGUAAAAGGCUUAACAGCAGACAGUUACCAAUCACCUACCUCACACUUUUACCAGGUCAUGAUCCAGUUCCAAAUUAUCUUAUAGGGGAUCCAGCAUACCCCUUAACACAAUUUUGUCUAAAGGAGUACCAAACAUGCACAGACAAUGCCCAGAUAAUAUUUAAUAGUAUGCUCAGAUCAGCAAGAAAUCAAAUUGAAUGUGCUUUUGGCAGACUCAAAGCUCGUUGGGGUUUCCUCAACCGAAAAGUGGACAUAAAGUUUGAUUUACUUCCAACAGUCAUAUACAGUUGUUUUGUAUUGCAUAAUUUCUGCGAACAAAAUGGUGACUUCUUACUAAAUGAAAAGGAAAUUUACUUGCAGGUGUUACAACAUGUACAAGAUGAAGAUACUACACCAAAUGUGCCUGAUCAAAUAUAUUCAUGUAACAACUUAGAUGGUGAAACUGUUCGUUCACUACUAACAGAUUACAUUACCCAUAACUUGCCUUAUAACUAUUAUUAA